Molecule: messenger RNA, 2064 nt
Organism: Tetrahymena thermophila SB210
Lineage: Eukaryota; Ciliophora; Oligohymenophorea; Hymenostomatida; Tetrahymenidae
Exons: 1
Source: RefSeq, a predicted model, not a curated record
UUUAUUAUCAAAAAACCAAAAACAGAAAAUAAUAUGAGCAACUUUUAUUAAAAAUUUCCAAAUCCUUAAAGUGCUUAAAGGGCAAAUUAUAAUGAAUGUAAUUUCUCUUAAAAUAAUCCUUCUUAUAAAGGUGAAGAAACUACCACAAGCUAUAAUACCUAAUCAAGUACUUAGUACAAUUCUUAAAAAACAUAUAACAGUUAGAAUAAAAAUGUCAAUAAUGCCUAUCAGAAUAUUUAUAGAAAUAAUCAAUAGUCUUCAUAAGCAGAAUAAAAAAACCAGAAUCAAUAAAAUAACUAUUAUAAUUAUUUUGCAAGAUAAAAAACACCUAAAAGAUGUUAUACCUAACAAAGCGCUUCAAUGAAUGAAAAGACUAAUCAGUAUUCUUCAUAAGCAAAAUAAACAAACGAGAAUCAAUAAAAUAAUUAUUCUGCAAGAGAAAAAACACCUAAAAGAUGUAAUACCUAUCAAAAUGCUUCUAUGAAUGAAAAGACACAAAAGUUUUAACCAAAAUAUUAAAAAAAUAUUAAUGGGUUUAAUAUCAAUUAAUAAAAAUAAAAUUAGUAAUAAUUCACUUACCUGUCAAUUUAAUAUCAGCCUUAGACUAAAGUUAAAGAUUGGUUAAACUUAGAUAUAUCGAAUGAUUUAAAUGCAUAUCAAUAGAAUUAUAAUCAUAUUGGUCUUACAUUAAAAGAAAAUAUCUAAUAUGACUAUGCUAAAGGAUGCUAGUUUUGUCAGUUAAAAGAUAAAGGUAAUGAAAUUUUUAAGCAAAUAAUAUCUUAAUGUGAAAAAGAAAAAGUUCCAAUCAACUAAAUUAAAGUAUAAUUACAAUAAGCGAUGACUUAUUAUGAAGCAGCAGAGGGAUUAUCCUAGCUAAACUAAGAGAAAGCAUCUAUCUUCAAAAAUAUUGCAACAAUCAACUUUAAACUUUUGCUUUACCACUGCUAACCCUUUAAUUAGGUGGAUUUUUUUAAGAAAGGUAUUUCUAGUAUGAAAUAAGCUUUUGAAUUCGCUCAAAGAGACAAAAAAAAAAAUAAUGACUGGUACGCCUAGCUUCUCUUUCUAAAAAAUUAAACUUUAAAAGAAAUAUUAAACACUAUUUUAAAUUAGCAAUCUAACAUCAAAAUCGAAUAGAGUAAAAUAAUUUCGGACUUGAAGACAUUUGCUAAAGAGAUUAGUCUAGAAAUCGAUCAAGAUAGUCAUCUAAUAACCUAGAAGUAAAUUUUUUCUAUCUAGGAAGAAUUUAUUUAAGAUUGCAAGCAAUCUGAAGAUUUUAUUUAAGCUCAAAACUUGUAGGAGAAUUUAAACCUUGAUCUUAAGCGAUUGUAUGAAGCUUCAUAAAAGUCAAGCAAUGAAAAGAUCAAAUUCUAUUUCAAUUAAAGAUACUUAAAAUUGGAUGAGAGUCUUUUAGAAUAUUAAGCUUUCAAAUAUCUUUAAUUAGGCAACUAAAUUUAUAAGAACGAAUAAGAUAAAAAGAUAAUAUAAGUAUCUUACAAAUUAAUUGACUCUGAGAGCAUUUGGGAUGCAGUUGAUGCCUACAAAGCAGCAAUUAAAUUAUUCGAAGGGAAGUUCUUGCAUAUAGAAGCAGAAAGUUAUUUUAUGCUUGGAUAAAUAUACCAAGAGAUGUUUGGCAAUGAUAAUCAGAAAGUUCAUGAAUACAUAAGAAAUUCUAUUUCUCUAGAUUUCAACUCAACUAAGAUCAACAGAAAGUAAUGGUAUAGUAGCGCUAUUCAUAUCAUGAAAAUCCUUUAAGAUAAAUCUGUAGAAAAAGAUUCUUAAAUGUUCGAAAUCUGGAAAUCUAAAAAUAAAAAUAUCAUAGAUUAAAUUGAUUUAAAUUAAUCUAAAGGAAUUGUUGAAUUUACCAAGUGGAUUACUAAAAUGUAUAUGCCGUCUUUUUGUUAAAAUUUUUAACUUGAGAAUUUCGAAAACAAUAAAAAGCUGCUGCACAAAGUGAUGUUACUGUAUCAUGGAGACAAAAUAACAGGAGAAUCUUAGCAUUUCAAGUUUAUAGCGAAGUAAAUUAUGAUUCACCUAACAACAUUCUAUGAAUAAGUUAAGGGAUGA